AUGAGCGACCUCGAUAAAGCUAUCGCACAACUGCGCGCCUGUCGACCGAUACCCGAAGCGCAAGUCCGAGAGCUAUGCCACAAGGCGCGCGAGCUGCUCAUUGAGGAAGGAAAUGUUGUCACGGUUACAGCCCCCGUAACGAUAUGUGGCGACAUUCACGGCCAGUUUCACGACCUCAUGGAGCUCUUCCGAGUAGGCGGCGAUGUUCCCGAUACCAACUACCUCUUCAUGGGUGACUUUGUCGACCGCGGCUUCUACUCCCUCGAGUCCUUCCUCCUUCUUCUCUGCCUCAAAGUCCGCUUCCCCGACCGCAUGACCCUUAUCAGGGGCAACCACGAAUCCCGCCAAAUCACUACCGUCUACGGCUUCUACGACGAGUGCCUUCGGAAAUACGGCUCCGCCAACGUCUGGCGGUACUGCUGCGACGUAUUCGACUACCUCGCCCUCGGCGCCAUCGUUCUCGGCGCAUCACACACAUUCAACUCCACUCCGGGACAAGACCCCAUCAGCGAAGAUACUGAAAUUGAGGUCUGCGAUCAAAACGGCUCAACAAUGAGCCGCUUCCCCCGACAGAGACGACCACAAAGGCAACCUACGAAUAGCCCCAACGGUGCCCCCUCGUCCGGCGGCGACAAGACAGGCCCGCCAGGAAGCGGCGCAUCAGGAAGCGCAUCAGGUUCUAUAGGCAACCCCGCCGGAGCCAUUCUGUGCGUUCAUGGCGGGUUGUCCCCGCUUAUAGACAGCGUAGAUAAGAUCCGGCUGUUGGACAGAAAGCAGGAAGUCCCCCACGAGGGCGCCAUGUGCGAUCUGCUCUGGUCCGACCCGGACGAGAUCGACGGCUGGGGCCUGUCGCCGCGCGGCGCGGGCUUCCUCUUUGGCGCCGAUAUCGUCCGCGACUUCAACCACAAGAACGACCUCUCGCUCAUUGCGCGCGCCCACCAGCUGGUCAUGGAAGGGUUCAAGGAGAUGUUUGACGCCAGCAUCGUGACGGUGUGGUCGGCGCCCAACUACUGCUACCGCUGCGGCAACGUGGCGGCCAUCCUCGAGCUAGCCGAGGACGAUUCGGGCACGGGCGUCUUUGCGCGCAGCAACGGCGAUCGGGGACGCAGCGACGGCAAUAUUCGGGGCACCGACGACCAGGUACUCCUCCCCGGGCCCGCGAGGAGGUACCGCGUGUUCCAGGCCGCGCCGCAGGAUUCUAGGGGCAUGCCUGCGAAGAAGCCCGUGGCGGACUACUUUUUGUAA
This is a messenger RNA of Colletotrichum costaricense, 1245 nucleotides long. RefSeq names its product calcineurin-like phosphoesterase. The coding region runs from base 1 to 1245 and encodes 414 amino acids. Lineage: Eukaryota; Fungi; Ascomycota; Sordariomycetes; Glomerellales; Glomerellaceae. The record is from RefSeq and is a predicted model, not a curated record. The transcript has 4 exons. Gene Ontology annotation, biological process: double-strand break repair via homologous recombination. Gene Ontology annotation, cellular component: nucleus; cytoplasm. Gene Ontology annotation, molecular function: protein serine/threonine phosphatase activity.